Trichomycterus rosablanca is the source of this 2648-nucleotide messenger RNA. RefSeq lists its product as uncharacterized. The record is from RefSeq and is a predicted model, not a curated record. The transcript has 18 exons. Gene Ontology annotation, molecular function: RNA binding; protein binding; metal ion binding. Lineage: Eukaryota; Metazoa; Chordata; Actinopteri; Siluriformes; Trichomycteridae. The coding region runs from base 121 to 1935 and encodes 604 amino acids.
UAAAGGUGAGAGGAAUGAGGAAACGUGCGCAGUGUUUUCAGAAUGCAAGAAUAAAACAAAGGAACGCAGUCGUCGUUUUAAACAUUUUUACUAAACUAUAAUUAUACAUAUAAAAUAAAUAUGUCCAGACAUAGUCAUUUUGAUUUUUUCCAAAGUGGAAGACUUGUGCCGACCCGUGAGACCAUGUUUGAUUACAUCAACUGGAGAGCUAAUAGAUCCGAUUUAAUAUUUAAUGCACUGUCUGCUGGUUAUGAACUUGGUCUUGACUACGAUGUAUUGACAUCUGAUGAGGACGAAGAUGAUUUUUCGAAUUCUCACCAAAAUAGAUACUGUGGUUUUCCUCAAAACUUUCUAGAAAGAAAACAUCUGCCUUCAACAUCAUUUAGAGGUGUUAAAUCCAUCACACAAGAGGAGGCUGAAAUAAAUGCUAAAAAACUUGUAGACGAAGAAGAAAAACUUAAGAAAAAAGCUGAGAAGAAAAAACAAAAAAAGAUGAGGCAGCGGGAAAGACGUCGGCUAGAAAAAUUAGAGAAAGAAAAUGCAGAUAAAGCUAGUGACGACCAGGAUAAUCCUGAUCCAGUUGAAACUAAAGUUGCUGAAAAAGAAAGUGAAAAUAAGAAUAAAACAAGUAACAAGGCACCACCUGACCCUGGUCCCCAUAGCACUUCUGUAGCUUCAGAGAGCAGUGAAAGUGACGAAGAGGAAGAGGAUGAUCGAGAAAGUGUCGGUGAUGAACCAGAGGAGCUAGACAUGAACAGCUGGUUUGUGACCAAUGCAGCAGCCAUAGCAAAACGCAAACAAAAACUUAAGCAUGACAGGAAAGACAAAAAAGCGGAGAACUUCAAGAAGCAUGUGCCAGAGGAAAAAGAAACAGAAGAUUCUUGGAAUGAGUACACAAGCCAGGCUGCGUCAGGGGACGUAUCAUCAGAAGAGAAAGUGAAAGACCCAGUUACUAAAAGCACAGAGCUGGCAGUGAUUGGCAACACGUAUGCUCAGUCAGGAAAGUUGGAAAUGGCUGUAAUGUAUUUUACUCAAGCUAUAAAACACAACCCUCAGGAGUUUAAGUUGUUUGGGAAUCGCUCCUUCUGUUAUGAGAAAAUGCAGCAGUAUGAAAAGGCUUUAACAGAUGCAGAUAUUGCUCUCUCAUUAAAUCCAACAUGGAUUAAGGGGCUCUACAGAAAAGGAAGAGCACUAGUAGGGCUUAAGAAAUACUAUGAGGCUGGGUUGACUUAUAAGGAAGUUUUAAAGUUGGACAGCUCCUGUAGAGAUGCUGCUCAUGAGCUUUUUCGUGUGAAUAUAAUGCAGUUAAUGGAUAUGGGCUACACAAGAGAGCAAAGUUCAAAUUCUCUGAUCAUACAUGGAACUUUAGAAAAAGCUUUAGAAGUGCUCUCUGAAUUACAUGGUAAUAUGGCACCUCCUCAUCCCCCCAGAGAGGAGAAUGUUUGUCCAGAGUUAAAAACCCAACCUCUUAAAGCUCCACUUCAAACAGUUUCACAAAACCAGCAUAGAGUUAGCGCUGGCCCCACACCAGCACUACCAGAGUUCUUUCCCAUUUGGGUUGGGGAUUUAGUGCCUGCUUUAUCAGAGUCAAAGCUUCAUGAGCUCUUUAGACCGUUUGGGUCAGUAUAUAGUGUAAAAUUGCUGUCUGGAAAACGGUGUGCUUUUGUCAACUACACCAGAAAAGAAGAUUGUGAGAAAGCAAUUAACAAUUUGAAUGGCUAUCAUGUUGCUGGGACCUGUCUCACAGUGCGUUACCCUGACAGAAUUCACACACAUCUUGGUGCAUCCAAAACUGCAUCAACCGACAUAGGGGUCCCUAACAAACUUCCUGAUGAGUGUUUUUUCUGGAGAACAACUGGCUGCAUUAAAAAUAACCGCUGCCCCUACAAACAUGUACCAGAAAACAAGGGUGUUGAUCGUCCCAAAGCUAAAUAAUAAAAGCAUCCCACAAGCUGUCAGGAUUCUUUUAGUUCAAAUAUAUAUCAAACUAAACCACAUACAUACAUAUAUAAACUAAUGACUUUGUACAUCAUUAAACUUUGAUUUAAUGGUGCAUUGGAUAGAAUUUUGGCUCUCUUGGUUACAAUGAAAACAGCAGCAAAUUGUCUUUAAUCCCAAUCAACUACAGUAUUAAAAUGUGCUUGCUAUUUAGCAAGAGAUGUUUGUAUGUAUGAGCAGUACAGAUUAUGGUGUUGUGACUGGUUCUUGGGUGCAUCCCUGUAACAUGAAUGACAAUAGAAACGUAAACGAGCCAGCUGCAGUUGUUUUAGACAAACUUUGAUUACAUUUUAUUUUAAAGAUUAUUCUGUUAUCUAGUUAAUUCCAGCUUGUUUGCAAUAGUAAGAGCAAUAAAACUUUGACCAGUUCACCUUCACUUACAAGUAACUGAAUUUUAUUUUACUUUUAGCUAUUUAAAAAAAUAAAUAAAUCUUUAAAUAGUUCAUUUAGAUAGCAUUUACUGUCUUAAAGAUUAUAGGAGGGAAUUGGGUCUGAAAUGCCCUCUACAAUAAUUUCUAGCUGCUUUCUGUGCAGAUUUAAAAUUUUCUUUCUGGUGUUUUAUUUUUAUUGGAUAAAUGCAGGAUGACCAUCAGUAUCUUUAUAGGUCAUUAAAAUUACCUGAUAUGUAUGUAAUAAACAAGUAAAACACU